GGAACGUCAAAAGCCACAAUGGAUUUUUUUCUUUCUUUCACUGUCUGUCUAUUGAUUUGAGAGUCGAUGAGGUCGCUCUCAAAUCACACCUGCAGUUGGUAGCUUUCCAAACAACCCAAACAAAUAAUAAAGAAAAGGAGUGUGAGAUGGUUCCAGUCAAAACGUCGCCGCCUAACCCCUCAUUGUAUGAUGCUCUUCCUCUUCCAUCAUUUUUCACGUCACUCUUCGCUCCUUGGUCCCUUACAUAUAUUCAUAACCAAAGUUGUCUUCAACAACAAACAACCGAGAAGAAAGCAAUGGCAGCUGGUGGAGCCGGAGGUGGAGGUGGAGGUGGAGGUGGAGGAGGAAAGUCGGAUGACUUCCAGCCCUUCCCUGUCAAAGACCAACUCCCUGGUGUUGAUUACUGCCUCUCCAGCUCUCCUCCUUGGCCUGAAGCAAUACUUCUAGGAUUUCAGCAUUACUUGGUAAUGCUUGGGACCACUGUUAUCAUACCAUCCAUACUUGUUCCUUUACUGGGCGGUGGCAAUGUGGAGAAAGCUGAGGUUAUAAAUACUGUUCUCUUUGUUGCUGGCCUAAACACACUAUUGCAGACAUUGUUUGGAACCCGGCUGCCAGUGGUGAUUGGGGCUUCUUAUGCUUUCAUUAUCCCCACCAUUUCCAUUGCUUUAUCCAGAAGAUACAGCAUCUUCAUUGAACCCCACCAGAGGUUUAAACGAUCCAUGAGAGAUGUACAAGGAGCACUUAUUGUUGCAUCAUUCUUUACUAUGGCUUUUGGUUUCUUUGGUUUCUGGAGAAUUUUCGCGAGGUUUUUCAGCCCCCUUGCAGCUGUUCCUCUUGUGAUUCUCACGGGACUUGGGCUCUAUGCACAUGGUUUCCCACAAUUGGCCAAAUGCAUUGAAGUUGGACUCCCAGCAUUGGUAGCAGUGGUUUUCUUAUCUCAGUAUGCUCCCCAUUUAAUCAAAUCAAAGAGAGCCAUAUUUGACCGUUUUGCAAUUCUUUUCACCGUAGCGAUUAUAUGGGUUUAUGCGGAAAUUUUGACAGCAGCUGGUACUUAUGAUCAUAAAUCUCCAAAAACUCAGUUCAGCUGCCGUACUGAUCGUUCUGGGCUCAUCAGCGCUGCACCUUGGAUAAGGGUUCCAUAUCCAUUUCAAUGGGGAAGACCAAGUUUCAAUGCUGGCGAUGCUGUUGCAGUGAUGGCUGCCUCUUUUGUUGCUAUGAUUGAGUCUACAGGUACAUUUAUUGCAGCAUCAAGAUAUGCGAGUGCCACUCCUAUGCCACCUUCUGUACUUAGCCGUGGUAUUGGCUGGCUGGGAGUAGGCAUUUUGCUAGAUGGUUUAUUUGGCACAGGAACUGGCUCCACUGCUUCAGUCGAAAAUGCAGGUCUUUUGGGAUUAACAAGAGUUGGAAGUCGGAGAGUCAUUCAAAUAUCGGCAUUAUUUAUGCUUUUCUUUUCCGUAUUAGGAAAAUUCGGUGCUGUUCUGGCUUCAAUACCAUUGCCAAUUAUAGCUGCCCUGUACUGUGUCCUCUUUGCCUACGUUGUUGGAGCUGGCCUUGGUCUCCUUCAGUUUUGCAACCUAAACAGCUUCAGGACAAAGUUUAUACUGGGAUUUUCUCUCUUCAUGGGCCUCUCCAUACCUCAAUAUUUUAACGAGUAUCUACUAAUUUCUGGCUAUGGUCCUGUUCACACUCGUUCUACAUGGUUCAACAAUGUUAUGCAAGUGAUUUUUUCAUCCCCGGCAACAGUGGCGAUUAUAGUCGCAUUCUUCUUGGACUCUACCCACAGUUACUGGCACAGCUCAGUUCGGCGAGACAGUGGCAGGCAUUGGUGGGAAAAGUUCAGGAGUUUCCAUACAGAUACCAGGAGUGGAGAGUUCUAUUCCCUGCCUGGAAAUCUUAAUAGGUUCUUCCCUUCAUUCUAAAUCAAAAGUCUCUCCUAGCAUCACGGACCAAAAACUGAAAAUCAUUGAUAAUAGUGACCAUCCAAGGUAAAAUCAUUUUCUGGGCAAUUCUGCUUUUAAUAUCUUCAAUUAAUAGUAGUCCAUACCAAAACCGUAUUGUGUAUGAGCCAGAGACAAAACAGUUUGUGAAACUUUUAAGCUUAUGUUUAAAAUCUGCUUCAUAUUAAGAAUUUGCAGCUGCAGUUGUAAAGUAUUUUCGUAGUUUCAAUUCAAUGUGCGUAAGAAAUUACUAGCAAGUCUUUAUUAGCAUUUGUACCCAACUCCUUUUUCUUGCAUAAUUCAAAUUAUAUUGAAUUGUUCUACCAAACUGAUGCUUGU
Molecule: messenger RNA, 2276 nt
Organism: Durio zibethinus
Lineage: Eukaryota; Viridiplantae; Streptophyta; Magnoliopsida; Malvales; Malvaceae
Product: nucleobase-ascorbate transporter 4-like
Biological process (GO): transmembrane transport
Cellular component (GO): membrane
Molecular function (GO): transmembrane transporter activity
Source: RefSeq, a predicted model, not a curated record